CAGACACCCACUCAGCUGCGGCAUCGCGGAGAGGGGACUAAGUCCAGAUAACGUCCUUGGAGGCUGUGGCCCCGGGGUCAAGACACGUACCCUGCAGGCGUAUUAAAUAAUGAGUUAAAUCACCUGAAGCACACCCAUUUCCGGGGACUGCUCCGGACAUUCUGGCUUGAGGGUAGGAUGGGCGGAGGUCCCUAAGGGAGAGGUGGGAUUCGGGCUGAAUCCCUCGUUGAGGGCAUCUGGGUCAAGUGGCUUCCCUGGCAGCUCAGUCACGGGGAGACCCUCUCUCAUUGGGCAGAAGCUAAGUCCGAAGCAGCGCCCCUCCUGGGAGGUUGGACUGUGGCAUAGGAAUGGCUCAAGUGGAGGAGGGUUGAGGCUUCAGUCCAGCACCUUUCUCGGGUCACGGCCUCCUCCUGGUUCCCAAGACCCCACGAUAGGCAGAGACAGGCCUUCCUACACCCUACUCCCUGUGCCUCCAGCCUCGACUAGUCCCUAGCACUCGAGGACUCAGUCUCUGAGGUCACUUCACCCUGGCCUCUGCCUCAUCCCUGGCUAUGGACCACUGAGGGGAGAGGGCUGGGGCGCUCCGCUGAGCCACUCCUGCGCCUCCCCGGCUGUGUGCACCUCUCGCCCCCGGGGGGAUUAGUGUCCAGGUUACCCCAGCAUCCUACCACCUCCUGGUGGCCUUGCCGCCCCCACAACCCCGAGGUAUAAAGGCAGGUACAUGAGGCAGGGGACGCACCAAGGAUGGAGAUGCUCCAGGGGCUGCUGCUGCUGCUGCUGCUGAGCAUGGGCGGGGCAUGGGCAUCCAGGGAGCCGCUUCGGCCACGGUGCCGCCCCAUCAAUGCCACCCUGGCUGUGGAGAAGGAGGGCUGCCCCGUGUGCAUCACCGUCAACACCACCAUCUGUGCCGGCUACUGUGCCACCAUGAUGCGGGUGCUGCAGGCGGCCCUGCCACCCUUGCCUCAGGUGGUGUGCACCUACCGCGAGGUGCGCUUCGAGUCCAUCCGGCUCCCUGGCUGCCCGCCCGGUGUGGACCCAGUGGUCUCCUUCCCUGUGGCUCUCAGCUGUCACUGUGGGCCCUGCCGCCGCAGCAUCUCUGACUGUGGGGGUCCCAAGGACCACCCCUUGACCUGUGACCACCCCCAACUCCCAAGCCUCCUCUUCCUCUGAAGACCCUCCCCGCAGACUUCCGAGUCCAUCCCGACUCCCAGAGCCCGCAGACACCCCGUUCCUCCCAUAAUAAAGGCUUCUCAAUCCG
Messenger RNA from Symphalangus syndactylus (siamang), 1258 nucleotides. It is a transcript of the gene LHB, whose product is annotated as luteinizing hormone subunit beta. Gene Ontology annotation, cellular component: extracellular region; cytoplasm. The record is from RefSeq and is a predicted model, not a curated record. Gene Ontology annotation, biological process: G protein-coupled receptor signaling pathway. NCBI's taxonomy places the organism in Eukaryota, Metazoa, Chordata, Mammalia, Primates, Hylobatidae. Gene Ontology annotation, molecular function: hormone activity.